Molecule: messenger RNA, 387 nt
Organism: Microdochium trichocladiopsis
Lineage: Eukaryota; Fungi; Ascomycota; Sordariomycetes; Xylariales; Microdochiaceae
Exons: 1
Coding region: 1-387 (128 amino acids)
Source: RefSeq, a predicted model, not a curated record
AUGGCAGCAACUCCGCCAACUCAGCGGCGUCCGAUCCGCAUCGGCGGCGCAUCCGGCGGCUUCACCGAUCGUGUCGCCGCGAUGAAGCGCCUGGCAAGUGAUCCGGACAUCGACGCUGUGGUAGGCGACUGGCUGUCCGAGAAUGUCAUGACGGGCUACGGGGCCGGCAAAGCACAGCAAGAUUCCGCCGCCUUGGCUCCCAUGCCCCUCUCUGAGCGAAAGAAGACAGCCAUGUACGCGAGUACCUUCCUCCAGUGCUUCGAGCCCGCGAUCGAGCAUAUCGCGCGGAACAAGACGAAGGUCGCCGUCAACGCGGGGGCCAGCGACACCGAGCUGCUGGCUCUGGUGGUCAGGGACAUGGUCCAGGAGAGGGCUAUCCUUACUUGA